CAGCGUCCCCAGCGCAGGGCGAGGUUGGCAGGGGGUCGAACGCUGACUCUUCCCAGGAGAUGGACAGGGUCACCAGGCACCUCAUCUUCCAGCUCCCGCAGACCCAGCACGGGCAGGACUGUGACGAUGCUCCCCAAGCCAGCUCAUUUGCAGAGCAGAGGACCAACAGCGACGACGAUGAUGUGUUUGCCUCCACCCAACAUGACCAGGGGGUGGAAAACGGCUAUGGCUGGAGAACGAGGUCAAAGUCACCCUCGCAUUUCCUGGAUGGUGGAAAAGGCGUCUGGCCCCUGUCCCCGGACAGGGAGUCCAAGCUGGAGGUGGUGAGGUCGGGAAGCCUGUACGAUCUCAGGGCUUACAGAGGCGAGAGGAAACCCUCGAAGCUUUAUGACGAGGAUGAGCAGGAGGAGGACAGGGUCCCUCCACCAAACAUCUCACCCGAGAAAGCUAGGGAGCUUGAGGAUGAGAGGAGGGAGAUCAUCCGGAGCCAGGUGGUGAGGAAGAGCUCCACUGUGGCCAAGAGGUGGAGCUCCAUGGAUGAGCUGAGCUCCACGCACACUGGCACCAACAGCCAGGCUGAAGGCAGGCCCGCGGGCAGCUCCACCACCAGCUUCGCCAUUUGCUUUGACAAGCCUUCCUCAGGGAGGGCAGCGACGUCUGUUGACCCCGAAAAUAUUGACACGGAGCAGAUCAACUUCUCCGCUGCUCGGCAGCAGUUCCUGAUGCUGGAGAAGACCAGCCCGGGCUCUUUCUUCAGCCCAGGGCAACAGGCCAUGUCCCCGAAGCCAGAGUCGAUGACAAAAGUCUCUAGGCAAGAGUGGCAUAGUCCUGAGAUGGCAGCGAAGGCUACGAGAGGGGUGUCCUGCAAGACGCCUGUGGAGGAGGAGGCUUAUGCUCCCAGAAGGGCUGAUACUGAAAGGUCAUAUCCCACUGGGAAAGCAUCCAGCUUGACUAAAGCAUCUUCCAGAGAGGACCUGGACUCUGGCUUGGGUAAGAUGUCUAAUGAAGCCAGUGCAGGCUACACCAGUGGUGGAGGUGCAUCGAACAACAUCUGCAAUGGCCUUGUGGAGCUGAGCGCCGGCAGCAAUGGCCUGGACAAGGAGACAAAGAUCAGCAGCGAGACGCCCAUCGAGCGGGAGAUCCGCAUGGCCAUGGAGAGGGAGGAGAACCUCUGGAAGGAGAGGGGGAUCCCGCGGCUGACCUCCAGCAGCGAGCUGGUAGAGAUCCAGACCAAGCCUCUCCUCUCCAUGCAUGCCCCCCCCAGCCCGGGCAGGAAAGGGAAGGGCAAAGGCCGCGCUUCCCUUUACGUCCAGAGGGAAAUCGAGCAGGAAACCAAGCGCGAGGAAGAUCUGAAGAAGCAAGGGCGGCUGCCGGGGACGUACGACAGGGGGACGCAGCAGGAGCUGGAUGAGCGGAGGAGGGUGUUUGAGCAGGAGGAAGCCCCCCUGCAGAAGCCCACCCCCACGAGGAAGGCGGACGAGCAGAGAAGCUGGGCUAAUGAGUUUGCGGCAGAGCAGCCCAUGAGCCGUGGUCCCUGCCCUGCAGAAGACACCAGGGGUGGGAGAAGCCUUCCCAGCUACGCAGUGAGCACCACGCGCUGCCAGGAGUCCCAUCCGCGCUUCGCCGCCAGCGAGAAGAGCCAGGACCAGCCCUGGGUGUCCCAGCGCGUUUCCGCCAGUGGCAGCAAAUGGGGGAGAGAGGAUUCCUGGGAAGGACGGCUUCCCAGCUCCACCCCGAGCCCCACCGGCACGACUGUCCUGCCCAAAGAGUACUUCUACGUCUCCCUCUGGAAGCCCAAGGUCUCCUUCGUUGACGCCAUGGGGACGCAGACCCCGCGCAGGAGGGAGGACGGCCAGGAGGAGCAGUACAGGCUGAGGACCUGGAAGCGCCAGGCAUCGGCGCUGAUCGAGAAGGAGAUCCAGAGCGACCUGCAGAGGGAAGAGGAGCUGCAGGAGCAGCGGCGGCAGCAGCAGCUGAUAGAUGGCUGCUCCCCAGUUGGCAGCGACAGCUUUUCCCAGGAGGGCUCCCACUCACGGCACAGCUCCGGUAAGGGGAGGAGAGGAAUGGUGGGACGGGACUGGGUGGGGGUCAAACGCUGGGGCAGAGCUACCAUGGGCAUCGCUCCUGCCCUCCUGUUCCUCUUGGCUCCGAGUCUCUGCAGGAGCCAUCAGAGGGGCAGGGGUUGCCCUGGGAGGUGCCCAUCCCAAGGGAGCUGUUGGGCAGCAAACCCUGGAGGGCAGGACAAGCAAAAGAGAUUUUUUUAUAAUAUAAACCCUAACAAGGCACCGCGCCCCUGGUGUGCGCAGGUUGUGGAAAGCACCAGAGUGAUUCGUCACAAGAGCGCCAUGGCCCAGCGCUGGGAGGCAGGGCAGUACGUCAGGGACAGCGACUGAGGGCGCCCGCGGGGCCGGGGCCGCCGGGCUUCGCCGGGUCCUCACCCCGUUUGGGAUCUGCUGGUGCACGACCGAAACACCAAAUCGAUCGAAACACCAGAUCGACCGAAACACCAAAUCGACCGAAACACCAGAUCGACCAAAACACCAGAUCAGUUCCGUGGUUACCACGAGAAUCGGCGACUUGUACAGCGCAGACCGCCCCCGUUUUUAACCUAACAGAUGAUCCGUCCGGCGCAUCAGAUGUGCUCAGGCAUCCCCUUCCCUUCGAGGUGAGGGAAUGCUUUUUGGUUUUUUUUUUUCUUAAGAGGGGGAAAAAUUGGAUCGCUUUCUUUUAAUCAAUUCUGCAAGGAGACAGCACGAUGAAAUCAUACGGUAAUUUAACCUCCUCCUCGCUGGAAGCUGCGUCUCUGGCUGACAACAAAGCCAUGGGCUUUCCAAGUGGUUUUAGGUUUUUUAAGUCCCAAGCCCCAGGCCUCACCUCGGGGGUACAGAGGCGCACAGCUCUGGAUCGAUACCCGCAGCAACCCGGGAAAUCAACGUUUCUGCUUAAUUCCUGUCAUUUGCUGAGAUGCAGCAAUAGAUGAUACAUAGCUAUAAAAAAAAAAUGCUGUUUAUUUUGCUAAUUUAUUAAAGAGUCAUUGUUCUCCCUCA
Molecule: messenger RNA, 3047 nt
Organism: Egretta garzetta (little egret)
Lineage: Eukaryota; Metazoa; Chordata; Aves; Pelecaniformes; Ardeidae
Gene: MISP
Product: mitotic spindle positioning
Exons: 2
Source: RefSeq, a predicted model, not a curated record